ACUACAUACCGAGUAAGAAGAAGCAAAUUGGAAGUUGUAUUUCAAAACCUGCAAAGCUUGUUCUUGCUUUCAUAUUACCUCAACUCAAACUGCUCCUCCUGUCUUUGUUAUAUACAACAAACAAAAAGAGUAUUAAGAAAACUUCUACUCCGAUCCAUUUUGGCUCUUAGAUUUUCUUGAAUCUUAAACUUGAGAGAAGGGCAGCUUGUAAUUGACCAAAAUGGCAGCUGAUGAUAUUAGUGAGAAGCUGUUAAGUAAAGUACAAGUCCAAGAGGGUGAUAAUGGAUUGAAACUUAAGGACAAGAUAUGGAACGAGUGGAAGAAAAUGUGGGUAAUUGCUGCUCCUGCUAUUUUUACUAGAUUCUCAACGUUUGGUGUAAAUGUCAUUAGCCAAGCAUUCAUCGGUCACAUUGGAUCUAUCGAACUAGCAGCUUACGCGCUUGUCAUCACUGUCCUCCUCAGAUUCGGGAAUGGCAUUCUGUUAGGAAUGGCAAGUGGAUUGGAAACGUUAUGUGGACAGGCCUAUGGUGCUAAACAAUAUCACAUGUUAGGCAUAUAUCUCCAAAGAUCUUGGAUUGUCUUGACAGUAACAGCGACUCUGCUUUUACCGAUCUUUAUUUUCACAGCGCCAAUAUUAAAAGCUUUAGGCCAGGAUGAAGCGAUAGCUAAAGAGGCCGGAGUCAUUUCGUUAUGGUUAAUACCAGUGAUUUAUGCCUUCAUUGCAUCUUUUACAUGCCAAAUGUUCUUACAAGCACAGAGCAAGAACAUGAUCAUUUCAUACUUAGCAGCAUGUACUCUUGUGAUCCAUAUAUUUCUAUCGUGGCUUUUAACCGUGAAGUUCAAAUUUGGAAUUACUGGCGCCAUGAUAUCGACACUUUUGGCAUACUGGCUUCCGAAUAUUGGUCAGUUAAUGUAUGUUACUUGUGGAGGAUGCAAAGAAACAUGGAAAGGUUUUACUUCGUUGGCCUUUAAAGAUCUCUGGCCUGUUAUCAAGCUCUCUUUCUCUUCAGGUGCAAUGCUCUGCCUUGAACUCUGGUACAACACUAUACUGAUUCUUCUUACCGGAAACCUGAAAAAUGCUAUGGUUCAGAUUGAUGCUCUUUCUAUAUGUCUUAACAUCAAUGGUUGGGAAAUGAUGAUUUCUCUUGGAUUCUUAGCUGCAGCAUGUGUACGAGUAUCAAACGAGCUGGGAAGAGGGAGCGCAAAAGCAGCAAGAUUUUCAAUCUUGACAAUAGUGGCAACCUCGUUUGUCAUUGGCUUCGUCCUGUUUCUGUUCUUCCUGUUCUUGCGCGGACGCCUGGCUUAUAUAUUCACUGAAAGUGAAGAUGUAGCUGAAGAAGUGGAUCACUUAUCUCCUCUAUUAGCAUUUUCUAUACUUUUGAACAGUGUCCAACCAGUUCUUUCUGGUGUAGCUGUUGGAGCUGGAUGGCAGAGCAUAGUAGCAUAUGUUAACAUUGGCUGUUACUACUUGGUUGGAAUUCCAGUUGGAGUUGUGCUUGGUUAUGUUUUCAAUAUGCAAGUUAAAGGUGUUUGGGUUGGAAUGCUGUUUGGUGUACUGACGCAAACUACAGUACUACUUGUAAUCACUCUAAAAACUGAUUGGGAUAAGCAGGUAUUAAUUGCUCAGCAGAGAGUGAAGAAGUUCUUUAUAGAAGCUGAACCUAAUGCUGAUUCACAGACUGCUUGAAGUUGAGAUUUAUACCUUUUUUGAUUACUGGUAUUUGCUGCCAUAUUAUUUUACAUGGCCUUCAUUCAUGCAAAAGGAAAAUUUGAGUAGGGGCUCAUUGGAUUAAUAUCUCCUUCUCUUUCUUUUCUUCGAAUCAAAAUUUGUAGGAAAUAAAAAGAAAAGAAGAAUUGAUGUGGCUUAUCAUAGGAAUUUAUUGUCAAAA
Nicotiana tabacum (common tobacco) is the source of this 1889-nucleotide messenger RNA. RefSeq names its product protein DETOXIFICATION 21. Gene Ontology annotation, cellular component: membrane. Gene Ontology annotation, molecular function: antiporter activity; xenobiotic transmembrane transporter activity. Gene Ontology annotation, biological process: xenobiotic detoxification by transmembrane export across the plasma membrane. Lineage: Eukaryota; Viridiplantae; Streptophyta; Magnoliopsida; Solanales; Solanaceae. The record is from RefSeq and is a predicted model, not a curated record.